This is a messenger RNA of Auanema sp. JU1783, 1278 nucleotides long. Lineage: Eukaryota; Metazoa; Nematoda; Chromadorea; Rhabditida; Rhabditidae. The record is from the annotation of a GenBank genome assembly.
AUGAAACGAGGACGAGGGCGCGGAAAAGUUCGUGCAGAACACUCCAUUGAUCGGAGACGACGAAGUGGAGGAUUGAGGAACGCGCCUCAAGAUCAGGCUGCAACUGCUGCGGAAUUGUUGCCAAGUUACAGAUUUGACCGUUUCAAAAAUUCCCCUCCACGAGAAGAUUCUUCGUCCAAAGAGUGCAGCACCAAUCCUCUUGUUAGUGAUGUGCAGUUCCUCCGACCUUUCGAUCCGGAGCCGUAUAUUUGGUCAAAAGCAACUUUCAGAUGUAAAUCGUCUGUUUUAUAUAGGCAUUAUAAGUACACAAAAGGAGACAUAAUUAAUAUCAAAGAUAAAAUCACUCGGAAACCUUAUUUCGCUCAAAUCCGAGGUAUUGUUGUUGAUCCAGAUCUACAGCCCUACGCUGCUAUAACCUGGUUGGCACCCAAACCAACAUGCAUAGACCCCCACGACUUCUUGCCUGACCAAUUUGUCCACUCGUUCGCUGAUAAGAAGAUGUAUAGCUUAAAAUUUUUCAAUUGGGUCUCUGGUCGGCCGUGUUUGCCAUCAUAUAUUUGUGAUUUUUCUGAAAGAAAAGUUGUGACCGACAACAUUAUCCGAAUCUUGAAAGAGCGUCUGAAAGACAUAGCAGAUACAACUCAGGAAGAGUUCGAAUGUUUGAAACCAUUGCCUGCUCGACUUUCAUCAAGGUUUGACAUGCUCUCUGCCGCAGCUGCUGCUUCGUCGAUUACCAUUUCUUCUACUCCAAUUUUGCCCACUGCUAUUCCUUCUACUUCGGCUACCACGUUUACGGCCCCCAUUGUUUCAGCUCCUGCUGCAUCGGUUCUUACUUUUUCAGAGCUGACUGUUCCAGCUUCUGCAACUUCAGAUCCUACUGCUUCAGCUCCUGCUUUAAAUCCCACUUUAGCUCCUGCUAUGACUCCUGUCUUGCCUGUCCCUUUCGCUGCUGUCUCAGUCCCUGCUAUAGUACCUGCUUUAGCUUCUACUUCGUCAGCUCCUACUGCGUCUGCUAUAAUUACUGAGCCUACUGUAGCUCCUACAUCGACAUCAGCUCUUACUCCUACAAUAUCUAUAGCUCCUACUACUUCGUCAGCUCCUGUUGCUUCGACUCCAACUUUAGAGCCCAGUGCAGCUAGUCGAUUAACACCAGCUCUCACUCCCACAAUAUCUAUAGCUCCUAUUCACGCUUUAGCUCCCGCAAUAACAUCCACAUUGCCUCAUGCUCCUCUUGGGGGGCCAGAGAUUAUAGUUAUUGACUCGGAAUCGACCAGUUGA